This is a messenger RNA of Cetraspora pellucida, 135 nucleotides long. NCBI's taxonomy places the organism in Eukaryota, Fungi, Glomeromycota, Glomeromycetes, Diversisporales, Gigasporaceae. The record is from the annotation of a GenBank genome assembly.
AUGGAACUUCAGUCCUAUUAUAAUAUAAAGUCAUGUUUAACAUUUGAAGGUGCGGAACGUCUACCAACUGAAAGUCCACUGCUUUCACUUUCGGUUAGAGAUGAACUACCAUUUUUGAGAUGCUUUGAAGCUUAG